This is a messenger RNA of Strongylocentrotus purpuratus (purple sea urchin), 1688 nucleotides long. RefSeq lists its product as uncharacterized. The coding region runs from base 151 to 1053 and encodes 300 amino acids. The transcript has 5 exons. The record is from RefSeq and is a predicted model, not a curated record. NCBI's taxonomy places the organism in Eukaryota, Metazoa, Echinodermata, Echinoidea, Camarodonta, Strongylocentrotidae.
CCGAGGGAUCAAGUCAUUCCAUUUCGAUUUGAAUAUUCGCAGAGAAGUGGAACGCAGUGAUACGACGAUCUUCACAAACUUAUCAUUAGACCCAACAGCAGGCCAGAAGCUGGUUAUUUUCUGACGGUCUUGCAUUCAUGUUUAGACAUCAUGGCAGCAUUACACUUGCUUAUCUGCCUUUUUUCUCCACUUCUGUUCUCGGUUGUAUCACCAUCUACCCUGGCAUCUACAACAAUUGCUCCAGAGGAUUUGGUGAAGGAUUUUCGCAAGGAGUUGGCUGAUUUGAAGGAUAUUGUCGCAUUGCUUCAGAACCACAUCAUUACGACCGAGGAUGGAUCCGAAACUGGGAGGCAACAGCAUGCUCAAGACGUACGUGAUUUUGUUGCGAAAUAUUUGCUCCGAAACAGACAAAGCGCCCUCUCCUUGACCAACAGUUCUGUAGCUUCGUCCGAUGACCUGAUCAGUACUCUCCUCACCUAUUAUACGAACCCACCAUAUGGGGGCGCGGUCUAUACGCACUGGGGAAGAGACGACUGUGUCAAUGGAUCCGAACUGGUCUAUACAGGUAUGGCUACGGGUGCCUACUACUCUCACACCGGCGGUGGUGUCAAUUAUCUUUGUCUCCCCCACGAGCCCAUCUACAGUGACAUUGAGACAUCCACCCACGCGACUAGAUCCCUGCUUUACGCUGCUGAAUUCGAAACAAGCACGGCUCCAGCCCUGCAGAGCCUCCACGACCAAACACCAGCCUGUGCCGUCUGCCGUGCCCCACCAACCCGCCUCACGAAGCUCAUGAUUCCCGGUCGUAACGAAUGCCCAUCUUCAAAAUGGCGUCUGGAAUACAAGGGGUACCUCAUGUCGAGUUUAUACACGCAAACGACCAGGACCGAUUUCGUCUGCAUGGACGAAGAUGCCAUGGGAGUUCCUGGAACGACUGGCAAUCAGCAUGGGGCCCUUUUCUACAUGGUAGAAGCUCGGUGCUCUGCAGGAGGGAUACAGUGUGGCCCAUAUGUGAACGGCUAUGAGCUCACAUGUGCUGUGUGUACCAUUUAAACCGUUCGUCUUAAAUAUGCAACUACAAUAAUACUUGCUUCUGAUGAUGCAAAGAAAACUGGAACAAGCACGAUCAUAUUAUUGUAGUUGUUAUAUUAUAUAAACAUUGCUUGGGUUUAUGUGUGUUUAUAUAGUUCCUAAUUGACUUUAGAGAUCUCAAUCAAUAAUCGUUCUCUUGCUUCCAAUGAAUCUGUGUCCAAGUCUAACAUAAACUCCGGUCUAAUCUAUAAGCCUAUUGUUUAGUUAUAGCCACUCCAGAAUCAUUGAAACUCCAUUUCAUUAUCAAAAUAAAUUCCAAGAAGGAAACAGGCUAUUUAUAUGGCGUAUAGCCUGAUAAUUCGUAAAACAUUUCCGUAAUGGCGUAACUAAAUGCAUGCCGCCCCUAUCGAGUAGUGAAAAGAAAAGAAUGAAAGGGAGAGUGAUCGAGAGGGGGAUAAGGGCGAGGAAGGAAGACACCUGGACCAACUCCGACAUUCUCCCCUUAUUGAGUAGCCUUGUAGUUUCGCACUCGUCACUACAACCGGUUUUCAAUUGUUUAUCAUUAUUUUUGUUCUACCCUUUAAUUAUUUUACUCUUUGUACAUUCAGUUGAACCUUUCUUCCAUGAAUGCGUGAAAUAAAAUGAAUUGAAUUGAA